This is a messenger RNA of Myotis daubentonii (Daubenton's bat), 1310 nucleotides long. RefSeq names its product eukaryotic translation initiation factor 2B subunit alpha (gene EIF2B1). The record is from RefSeq and is a predicted model, not a curated record. Gene Ontology annotation, molecular function: translation initiation factor activity; guanyl-nucleotide exchange factor activity. Gene Ontology annotation, biological process: translational initiation. Gene Ontology annotation, cellular component: eukaryotic translation initiation factor 2B complex. Lineage: Eukaryota; Metazoa; Chordata; Mammalia; Chiroptera; Vespertilionidae.
CGGCCCCGCCCCCAGCGCGCCGGAAGUGGAGUGCGGAGCGGCGCCGCGCGCUGUCAGCCUCGGAGCUUCGGCGCCGGCGCGGUCGCGGGACGCCGGCGGGCAGCACGGGCGGCUCCGGGCCCUCGGGCUCCGCGGUCCGGAGGGCACCAUGGACGACCAGGAGUUAAUCGAGUACUUCAAGUCUCAGAUGAAAGAAGAUCCCGACAUGGCCUCGGCCGUGGCCGCCAUUCGGACCCUGCUGGAGUUCUUGAAGCGCGAUACCGGGGAGACGAUCCAGGGCCUGAGAGCGAAUCUCACCAGAGCCAUCGAAACCCUGUGCGGCGUGGACUCCUCCGUGGCCGUGUCCUCGGGUGGGGAGCUCUUCCUGCGCUUCAUCAGCCUCGCGUCCCUGGAAUACUCGGAUUACUCCAAGUGUAAAAAGAUCAUGAUUGAGCGGGGAGAGCUCUUUCUCAGGAGAAUAUCACUGUCGAGAAGUAAAAUUGCAGAUCUGUGCCACACGUUCAUCAAAGACGGGGCGAGGAUCCUGACCCACGCCUACUCCAGAGUGGUCCUGAGGGUCCUGGAAGCGGCCGUGGCGGCCAAGAAGCGCUUCAGCGUGUACAUCACCGAGUCGCAGCCGGACUUGUCCGGUAAGAAAAUGGCCAAAGCCCUGUGCCACCUCAACGUCCCCGUCACCGUGGUCCUGGACGCCGCUGUUGGCUACAUCAUGGAGAAGGUGGACCUGGUCAUAGUGGGUGCGGAGGGAGUUGUUGAAAACGGAGGCGUUAUCAACAAGAUCGGAACCAACCAGAUGGCCGUGUGCGCCCAAGCACAGAACAAGCCCUUCUACGUGGUGGCGGAGAGUUUCAAGUUCGUCCGGCUCUUCCCACUAAACCAGCAAGACGUCCCAGACAAGUUUAAGUACAAGGCAGACACGCUGAGGUCUGUGCAGACUGGACAGGAUCUCAGAGAGGAGCACCCGUGGGUCGACUACACGCCCCCCUCCUUGAUCACACUGCUGUUUACAGACCUGGGGGUGCUCACGCCCUCAGCCGUCAGCGACGAGCUCAUCAAGCUGUACCUGUAGGUCUUCCUGUGCCUACAAGCUGUACCUACAGGUGCCUUCCUGCCUCGAGGUGACGUAGCUGCAGCGGGGGAGGAGCCUCUGGACCGCACGUGAGCCAGGCCAAAGGGAACUGUUUUCAUGGAGAUUUAUGGACUAAGGACUUAAAAUCAUAAUUUUGGUGAAGUUUUUAUUUUUCCAGUCCUGUUUAAACAUGUUCCCGGUUCCUAUAAAACUCAACCUAAACUGUACUGGUGGUUCCCAGACA